This is a messenger RNA of Bursaphelenchus okinawaensis, 1092 nucleotides long. NCBI's taxonomy places the organism in Eukaryota, Metazoa, Nematoda, Chromadorea, Rhabditida, Aphelenchoididae. The record is from the annotation of a GenBank genome assembly.
AUGACUCUUCAAUGGACAGUUGUCGCCGGUAUUCUGUACCUGGAGAUCGGUGUUGUUCUUCUCUUACUGUUACCAUGGAUUAGACCAACUCAGUAUGUCUAAAUUUGUAAAUUUUGUUGUUUUAGGGAGAUUUCACAGAUAUUGACAUUGUUCUACUAGUUUUUUAUUUAUGUCAAUAUUAAAAAACGACGUUUAUUUUAUAAAAUAGACAAAGUGGAAAAUAAUUUAGUAAACGGUCAAGGAAAUAUAGGUUUUACUGAUUUUCUGUACUAUAAGUUAACAAUUUUAGCUGGAAAAAGUUGUUCCACAGCCGGUUGGCGUCGUCGAUUAGUCGAUUUGCAUCAGUGUACUUCUACGCGGUCGUUGCCGUUCUUAUGUUGUUGUUGUUGGGUAGGUUUUAACUUCUUAUCUGCAAUGGUCUUUUCUCUACGUAAUUUCUAUGAUUUAAAUGCCUAAAAAGGUCUUGCAAGCUCAAAAAUUAAAAUUUUGCAAAAAAUAGACAUACAAUGUUAAUUUCAGACGCCGUUCGUGAAGUACGCAAGUAUUCUGACGUUGAUAUCAACACGGAAGUCAGAAGAGCUCUGGAAAGCGAUGCCAUGAUUCACAUGCGUUUGUUCCGCUCUCAAAGAAACUUGUACAUCAGCGGAUUCGCCCUUCUCUUGUUCGUUGUCAUCAACCGUUUGGUUACAUUGAUCUCACGUACCGCUGCCCUUCAGGCUAGUGCCGAUGCCGCCUUGAAACAAGCCCAAAGUGCCAACCAAGCCGCCAAGACCUUGAUGGAGGCUGUAAGUUUAUUUUUGGUGUUUAUCUGCUUUUGUGUUUAGAUAAGAUGAAGUAUAACAUCAAGAUGAUGAAGGUUGCCUUAAAUAUGUAUAUAUUAUUCUGUUGACUAUACUGGUUUUCUAGGGAGACGGUGACGCCCUUCAAGAAUCCACCAAGGAAGUCGAAGACCUGAAGAAGAAGCUCCGUCAAGCCGAACAAGACCGUGAUGCCAUGAAGAAGCAGUCCGAGAACCUUCAAGAGGAGUACGAACGUGUCUCUGACCUCUUGAGCAAGAAGGAAGCCGCCGGAGGUGACAAGAAGAGCAACUAA